Amoebophrya sp. A25 is the source of this 1899-nucleotide messenger RNA. Lineage: Eukaryota; Dinophyceae; Syndiniales; Amoebophryaceae. The record is from the annotation of a GenBank genome assembly.
GAAGCUGCUGUCGACAGAGGUGGAUCAUGCGAGCGCUCAAAAGCUCUUAUUAUAGAAUGAAUACAAAUAUAGUAGUACUUUUUCUCUAACGUAUUUCUACUCAAUAAAGCAAAGCGCGCCGAAGCCGAACUCAACAACUGGAUAAGAUAAGACCAGAAGUACAAUAACUUCACACGUCAUCUUCAACGUCGCAUUUUCACUUUCUCAACAACGAGAGGAAAAAGAUGGUUCCGCAUGUAGUAGACAUGGCUGCGGACGAGCGCAUUGAUUGGCGCCACAAGUCCUUUCGUCUGACUGGUUGCUACUUGGUGUUUUACACCAUCCUGACGGGUAUUGCGGGUGUCAUUGUGCUAUUGCAGGAUGUUUCUCCGCUACAGUCUCUGUGGGAGACCUCGAUUCUGCAAUGCAGCGCUCCUCUUCCGGGUCCUGUGCCUUCUACGUCAAGUUGGAGGAGCUUGAGUACGACUAUGCUGAGCACGGAUGUCGUUCAGGAACCAGAGACUUCGAAGAAUGUUCAGGAAAGAGAAAAAGAAAAGCAGGAGGACAAAAGCCAGUCCGAUAUCAUCAAAGACACGAAGACGGAGAAGAACAAAGGGAACAACAAGCAGGAAAACGAGGCAGCACCUGAGAAUGCUAAAGGUGACGCAGAGGCUGUGGGGAUUACAGAUGCCAGCCCCCCUUCUAACGAGGAUGGCGAACCUGUAGGAACAGAUAACCAGUCUUCUGGUGAACCGACGCCCGUUGACGGACCUGCUUCGGAUGAAAAGUUGCCUUUUUCAGGAUCGGAGAAAAAGCCUCCUGAAGAAGACAAUAGUACAAGUGGUCCGAUUCCGAUUCCCGCAUCGACGCGCUGUCACUUGUGGGCACGCUUGGGAGCGUUUUUGACAAUGGUCGCCCACAUAGUCUUCUUUGCCUCGAUUGCGAAUUUGACACUCAAACUUGCGAAACCAGGAAAUUUUGGAACACGUACUACCUGUGAUUCUGAUUUGAAUAAAAGCAGUCCUUAUCUUACUAUGCAGCGGAUGUGUUACCACGCUGUACGGACCUGGAUGAUGAAGUACGUAGCAUGAGCGAUUCAUUGAUUGUUUUGAGUGCAACCGCAUAGAAAAAACCCUAGUACUGCUGUCGUUGUAAGUAGGUCAAGCACUAGCACUACAAUGUGUACCUCCUCUUGAGUUGUAGAUGUUCGAAGUGAUACCACGAGAGUAUCGUUUUGUUUUCAGUUCUAAAAAUCUUGACCUUCUAUCAUUUUCACCUGAGGAUCACGAUCUUCACUUAGAACCACACAUGAUAAGCAUUUUAGCCAACGUCCCUCUACUUCAUCUGGAGACAUCAACAUCUUCAUCCGAAACAAGCUAUGCAGGUAAUUGCCAGCGCUGUGGUUUGUUUUUCUUGACACAGCUGGAUUUUGCUCGCUACCUCGCCUGUGUCGUCUUCCUCCGGAGCCUGCCGUUGACUCUAUGCGUCUACGGAGAAGACGCGGUGUUUUCGCAACACCAUAGUACGACUCAGAUCGGUUGGGGACCCCGCGCCUCUACUUCGUCUGGUGCUGCGACUGGAUCCUCGUCUAUGUCUGGAGGGUCUACGUCUGCCUCUGGCGUAGGAUUCGGUGGAAUCGGCAUUGAAGACUAUUCAGGAGGUACAGUUAGGGUCCAGGCAACGACCUUUGGUCAAUUUUGGGUACUAGCAACCACGGCGUGGGAAGUUUUCUACGGCGUGUUGCUUUUGUGGCGACUGAUCGCGUCAGCCGCAUCGUUGUGUCCCAGUACGAUGGAGAGCGGACCGGUUUUGGAAGCACAGGAAGACAAGAAUACGGAAAUGGAUGACUAUCCUCAAGAAGGAGGAAGACAUCUGGGCUAUCAUCCGCGAGCGGUACCACAUGCUGGGGUUCCAGUUUGA